AUGAACGUGGCGACUACGAAGGAUGCCAUGAUAAAGACAACGGUGCUGCAGAUCAUGGCGCUGACCACUGAGAUCGUUUCAUUUCACCGCCGCCACAACCCCUUUCUGUUCCCUUAUGUAAUUGCUAGCGUUACCCUCGAACACGUGCAGUCAUACAAGUAUCUCGGUGUCACCAUAUGUAAUGAUCUAAACUGGUGCACGCAUAUUACUAACAUUAUAUCAUCAGCGAACAAAUCUCUGGGUUUCCUGAAACGUCACCUCCGGCACGCACCUAAAACUGUCAAGCUACAGGCCUACAAGUCCCUCAUCCGAUCCAAAUUAGAAUACGCAUCCGCAGUCUGGAGCCCACACCAAGCCUAUCUGAUCGACUCACUCGAGGCAGUUCAAAACCGUGCCAUCAGGUUCAUUCAUUCUUCGUAUUCCUACAAUGCAAGUGUAACAUCACUCAAAAAGGAAUCGGCUAUUUUAAACCUUGACAUUCGCCGCCGCAUCUCUAGUCUCAGCCUUUUUCAUAAGUUUUUUUACAGCACCCUUCGUCAUCCCUACAUCGCCCCACCGGCCCGCAUAUCUCACCGCACGUGUCAUUCGCUUCAAGUUGCCCGGCCGAGGAUUAAGACGACCACAUUUUCUAUGUCCUUCUUUGUUCGGACAGCAAAAGACUGGAAUGACCUUCCCCAUGAUGCCGUCACCACUGAAUGCUCAUCAUCAUUUUUUGAUUGA
Molecule: messenger RNA, 720 nt
Organism: Rhipicephalus microplus (southern cattle tick)
Lineage: Eukaryota; Metazoa; Arthropoda; Arachnida; Ixodida; Ixodidae
Source: RefSeq, a predicted model, not a curated record